AUGUCGUCUGGCAAGGUCAAGUCUACCCAGCUCUGGGACAAGUCCAAGGACGACCUGCUCAAGCAGCUCGGCGAGCUCAAGACUGAGCUCGGUCAGCUCCGCGUCCAGCAGGUCGCUUCGUCUGGCAGCAAGUUCAGCAAGAUCCACGACAUCCGCAAGUCGAUCGCCCGUGUCCUGACCGUCAUCAACGCCAAGCAAAGGUCCCAGCUCCGCCUGUUCUACAAGAACAAGAAGUACGCGCCCCUGGACCUCCGCCCCAAGCAGACCCGCGCCAUCCGCAGGAGGCUAUCACCCGAGGACAAGGCCCGCGUGCUUGCAAAGACCAAGAAGCGCCAGUCGCACUUCCCCCAGCGCAAGUUCGCCGUCAAGGCCGCCUAA
Messenger RNA from Emericellopsis cladophorae, 378 nucleotides. RefSeq names its product 60S ribosomal protein-like protein. Gene Ontology annotation, cellular component: cytosolic large ribosomal subunit; ribosome. NCBI's taxonomy places the organism in Eukaryota, Fungi, Ascomycota, Sordariomycetes, Hypocreales, Bionectriaceae. Gene Ontology annotation, molecular function: mRNA binding; structural constituent of ribosome. Bases 1 to 378 code for a protein of 125 amino acids. The transcript is spliced from 4 exons. Gene Ontology annotation, biological process: maturation of LSU-rRNA from tricistronic rRNA transcript (SSU-rRNA, 5.8S rRNA, LSU-rRNA); translation. The record is from RefSeq and is a predicted model, not a curated record.